Molecule: messenger RNA, 1643 nt
Organism: Pygocentrus nattereri (red-bellied piranha)
Lineage: Eukaryota; Metazoa; Chordata; Actinopteri; Characiformes; Serrasalmidae
Product: RNA-binding Raly-like protein
Exons: 9
Coding region: 582-1457 (291 amino acids)
Cellular component (GO): nucleus
Molecular function (GO): RNA binding
Source: RefSeq, a predicted model, not a curated record
GCUUCGCUGCUUAUUCUGUUUUUUUCCCCUUCCAGAGUCGAAAUCGACUGAACGGCACGCGGCACGCAGCCCUGCGUGUGAACACCAUCCCAAAGCCCCGCAUCCAGAAAACCCAGGGCUGAGCAACGACGACGCACGAGCGCACACAAACGCACGAAGAAACGCGCGCGCGCACGCACGGUCUUCCAGAUUUGUUUUGGCGUUACGUUGACACUGACAUCACGGCGGUCCCCGCUGAAGAGAAGAGAGGAGGAGGAAAGAAAUAAAACUGGAGGAGGAAACGCGCGCGGCUCUCAGUCGCAGGCUGAGUGAGGAAGCAGAAGGACCGGCUCGGUUUUGCUGGACUGAGGCUGGAGGAGUCACAUGACAGCAGCGGAGAGGCUGAGACUGAGGCUUACAGAGAGAGAGAGAGAGAGAGAGAGAGAGAGAGAGAGAGAGAGAGAGAGAGAGAGAGAGAGAAAGAGAGAGAGAGAGAGAGAGAAAAGCGCUUCGUCUCGGCUCGCACCGCCAUUCCGUCUUUUGGGCCAUAACGCAUUUUUAUUGCAACAUUUUACUCCCGCUCGGAGACCCAGCAGAAGAGAAUGACUGGUAAGAGUCAGACCAGCAACGUGACCAACAAGAAUGACCCCCGCUCCCUCAACUCCAGAGUCUUCAUCGGCAACCUCAACACAGCCAUCGUCAAGAAGACAGACAUCGAGGUCAUCUUUGCCAAGUAUGGCAAGAUUGUGGGCUGCUCCGUGCACAAGGGCUACGCCUUCGUCCAGUACAUGAGUGAACGCAACGCUCGGGCUGCAGUUGCAGGAGAAAAUGCCAGGAUCAUAGCAGGACAGCCAUUGGAUAUAAACAUGGCAGGGGAACCCAAACCAUAUAGACCCAAAGCUGGCUCCAAACGACCGCUCUCUGCUGUCUACACUGGUUAUGAAUUUGACUAUGAUUACUACCGUGAUGACUUCUACAAUCGGCUUUUUGACUAUCACGGCCGGGUAGCCCCACCUCCACGGGCUGUCAUCCCCCUGAAGCGCUCGCGGGUUGUGGUGCCAUCCACGCGGCGAGGCAAAACGUCCUUCCCCAUCAAAACCUCCACAUCUUCAUUGUCGCGGCCAGCCUCCUCCUCAUCCUCCUUCUCCUCUGGCCUCAAGUUAAAGACAGAUCAGGUCCAGACGAUCAAGCGGGAACUAACCCAGAUCAAGAUGAAGAUCGACUCUCUCCUGGGCCGACUGGAGAAGAUAGAGAAGCAGCAGAGAGCCGAGUCUGAGGCUCAGAGGAAGUAUGAGGAUAACUGUGACUCCCUCCAUGAGGAGUCUAUAUCAGAGACAGCAGAGAACUCGGCUGAGGAGGCGGGGGAGGGGCAGCUGGAUGCUGAGGCCGGAGAGAUGACUGACGGAGGAGAGGAUGACUACGACGAAGAGGGUAGCACUGAUCUGAUAGAGAACCAUGUGUCUGACAUAGACAACUGAGGCCAUGUCAAAAGGGAAAUCAGCGCUGCUUUGAACGGUCUCUGGGGAAAAAGAAGGAAGACACGGAACUGUGAAAGAGACAAAAAAAAAACAAAAAAAAACAGAAAAAGAAAAAAAAGAACUCACAACUCCUCUUGCAGAAAGACAAUGCAGCAGGCAUGAUUGGUCCCGGUGAGAGGCAAAGCA